Molecule: messenger RNA, 1803 nt
Organism: Naegleria fowleri
Lineage: Eukaryota; Heterolobosea; Eutetramitea; Acrasida; Naegleriidae
Exons: 3
Coding region: 1-1803 (600 amino acids)
Molecular function (GO): monooxygenase activity; oxidoreductase activity, acting on paired donors, with incorporation or reduction of molecular oxygen; iron ion binding
Source: RefSeq, a predicted model, not a curated record
AUGGUGAGGAUCAACUUGAAUCGAUCGGAACAGUUAUUGAAGAAGUGCACUUUUCGAAACCAACAGCUGUUGACAACGGUUGCCUUCAAGUGGUGGUGCACCAGUAACGCAUCAAGCACCACUAGAAAAUUUCAUCAACAAUUGAUUCGUUUCAACAACAACACAUCAAACACUUCGACAACCACUGCUGCUGCUUGUCCCUAUCACAAGAGUAGAAGCACCACCAACGCGAUGAGUACUUGUUGUAGUACUAGUAGUCGUAGUAACAGCACUGUAAUUUCAGAUCAAUCUUUGGAAAGCUCCACCGCAAGCACAGAAAGAACCACAGGUCCUCUCAAAUCCUUUGAGGACAUUCCUGGACCCAAACCUCUUCCUCUCAUUGGUAAUUUGUGGGACUUGUUGAAAAACAAGAAAAAGUUACCCAAUGUGUGGUUCUUGGAAUUGUGUGAACAAUAUGGAUAUAUGGUGAAAUUGACUCUCCCAAAGAAUAACAUUCUCAUUAUUUCUCAUCCAGAUUUGAUCGAAGAAUUAAUGAAAAAGGAAGAACGUCGAGAUAAAUUAAUAGCCUUUCGUUAUGUGAAGGAACAACACAAUCUUGAAUUAUUACCCAUUGAGAUGAACAAGGUCAGUUUGCCUCAACUCACUGAACUUAAUGGAGAUUUCUUGAGAAUUGUUGCCGAUCAAUUGAAAAAGGUGGAUUCGAGUCAUGAGAGUGGCAAUGGUGAUGGAGGAGAACCCAAAUAUCUCAUUCCCAAUGCUUUUAAUAUCACUUCGUUAUAUACCUUUAAGGCUGUCACUAAGGUAUUUCUCGGAGUGAAAGUGGAUGAGCGUGUUGAAAAACUUCUUCCUUGGCGAAUGAAUGAAUUUGUAGAUGCUGCAGUGAGAGCGACUGAUGUUGAAAUUACCUUAGAUACAAAACCACCCUUAUACAAGCUUUACAAAACUAUAGAAUACAAAGAGAUGGAAGACUUACUUUUGAAAGUUUUCACUGGAUGUCGUGAAUUUAUCAAAGCUUUUGACAAGAAUCCAAAUCCUGACAUUCCACGAUUGAAAGAUUUGAUUGAUGAACGAGCAGCUGGAAUGGAAAAUCCUCAAAGAAAGGUAGAAGGCGUCUUGACUGCCUUUAUUAAUGGUGGUGUUGAUAUCACUUCAAGAAUGAUGGUCAAUCAAUUCUAUCGAUUGGCUCAUCAUUCCGAAUAUCAAGAAAAAUUGUAUCAAGAAUUGGUUCAAGUGUUUGGAGAGCCAACGCCAGAGGAAUUUACCUCUGAAAUGGGUCUUAACGUUUCUCAAGAACAAUACAAGAAGUUGAAAUUAACCAAGUAUUUCUUUGCAGAGAUUUUACGGGUUGAUCCUUUCAGCUACAUGACCAGUGGUAGAUGGCUCCGAGAAGAUACCGAACUGAAUGGAUAUUUAAUUCCAAAAGAUACUCGAGUGUUAGUGGUGAAUUAUUAUCCUAAUUUGAAAGAGGAGUUUGUUCCUCGAGCCAAAGAAUUCAUUCCUGAAAGACAUGAGAAGGGUUCUCCUCUCGCUCCGAAAUCUUUGUACAUUAGUUUGCCAUUUGGAAUUGGAGCUCGUAAAUGUCCUGGAAGUAGAAUUGCAAGCACCGAGAACCAUAUGGCACUCAUCAAUCUUGUCCGUCAUUUCAAAUUGAGUCAUGGCAAUCCGCAGAAAUUCCCAGAACCCAUGCUAGAUCAAUCAUUGUUGUACAUUGAUACCAAGAACAACCCAUUGUAUCUUGUUCCAAGAGAUCAUCUCAAACCAGUCCUUGAACAAUAUUUGGCCAACAAAAAACAACAACAUUAG